CGCGGCGCACGAGACGCUGCCUUUUUUUUUUCUUGGAUUGCUUCGAGUCGGUGGCCGUGACUUGUAGAACGCGCACUCUUGGAAGGCAGGUUUCGUGAAGUGAUGGCCAAAGACGUCGGUGCCUACCUGAAGAAGCAGCAAGAGCAGGGCCCAGCCGAGCUGUCGCAGCAAUGGGCCGAGUUCGAAGAGCUGUACAACAAGCGGCUGUGGCACCAGUUGACUCUAAAGUUGCUCACCUUUGUCCGUUGCCCACAGAUACAGCAGGGCCUGUUUCAGAUGUACGAGAACUUCAUUUCGGAAUUUGAAAACAAGAUGAAGCCCCUCUCUCUGGUGGAGAUUGCUGCCCAGGUGUCCCAGAGUAUCCCAGACAUGGAGCAGCGGCUUGGCUUCAUCACCAAGACCAAGGAGAAGGUGAAAGCAGAUCCUGAAGCAGUUGUCCUCUGCAAUGUGCUCUAUGGCCAGAACAAGCUGGCUGCCAACGACAUGGCCAGCGUUAAGCUGGCACAUCCAAUCCUCGAGUGCCUGCAAGGCACUGAUCGUCACUGGGUGGUGCAGCUGCUGUCGGCCUUCAACAGUGGAUCCCUGGCACAGUACGAGACCCUGAGGCCGGCCUGGUCCCUUCAGCCGGACCUUGCAGCCUGCGAACUGUCCUUGCGUCAGAAAAUGUGCCUGCUGUGCCUGAUGGAGAUGGCCUUCCAGCGGCCAGGCAGUCGCCUCUCCUUCGAGGAAAUCGCUGCUCAGACACGGCUGCCGCUCAACGAGGUGGAGGUGUUGGUGAUGAAGGCGCUGUCCUUGGGCCUGGUGCGGGGCACCAUUGAUCAAGUCGACGGACAAGUCCACAUGCAGUGGGUGCAGCCACGGGUGUUGUCACGCGACCAGAUUGCUGGCAUGAAGAAACGGCUUGAUGCAUGGAAUGCAGAUGUUGCAUCUAUGGAGAAGCUUCUGGAGACCAAGGCACACGAGAUCAUCUCGAUUUAGGACGCGCAAAUAAAAAAUGAAUGGCUAGAUUGUCCAUUUAUGUAGCAUUUGUGUGCUUGCACGAGUAAACCUGGGCACUUAAAUUUGCAUCGUUACUGGAGAGCAUGCACUCAUGACGGAGAAUUUCUCAGGUGCUCCC
Messenger RNA from Rhipicephalus sanguineus (brown dog tick), 1117 nucleotides. RefSeq names its product 26S proteasome non-ATPase regulatory subunit 13 (gene Rpn9). The record is from RefSeq and is a predicted model, not a curated record. Gene Ontology annotation, biological process: ubiquitin-dependent protein catabolic process. Gene Ontology annotation, molecular function: structural molecule activity. Gene Ontology annotation, cellular component: proteasome regulatory particle, lid subcomplex; nucleus; cytosol. NCBI's taxonomy places the organism in Eukaryota, Metazoa, Arthropoda, Arachnida, Ixodida, Ixodidae.